GCCUGUGUCUCUUUACAGGAGUUGUUUGCCGGAAAUAUGGCUACGGACUGGCUCGGGAGCAUUGUGUCAAUUAAUUGUGGAGAAAGCUUGGGAGUCUACCAAGGCCGAGUGUCUGCUGUGGAUCAGGUCAGCCAGACCAUUUCCCUGACACGGCCCUUCCAUAAUGGGGUCAAGUGCCUCGUGCCAGAAGUCACCUUCAGGGCGGGUGACAUUACUGAGCUGAAAAUUCUGGAGAUCCCAGGGCCAGGGGACAGCAGACAAUGUGGGGACCCGCAGCAGACAGAAAUGGCCAUCCCUGGUGUUGGAUGCCAAGUGGGUCCCAGUCAGAAUGGCACUGGGAAAGUGUUAAAGAAGCCCAUGUCCAGCAGCGCCCCGCAGAAUAUCCCAAGGAGAACGGACACGAAGAAUCAGGAUAUUAUAAUCUCUCCACAGCAGCAGUGCUCCAAGAGCUACAUGGAUCGACACGUGGAAACACUGACUCAAUCCAAAGGCUUCCGUCGUAGGCACAAUUCCUGGUCAUCCAGUAGCCGUCAUCCAAACCAAGUGACUCCAAAGAAGAGUGGCCUGAAAAACGGGCAAAUGAAGAGCAAAGAUGAUGAGUGCUUUGGGGACGACAUCGAUGAAAUCCCAGAUACAGAUUUUGAUUUUGAAGGGAACCUGGCCCUUUUUGACAAGGCAGCAGUGUUUGAAGAGAUUGAAACCUAUGAGAGGAGGAGCGGCACUCGUUCCCGGGGCACCCCAAAUGAGAAACCAGCUCGCUAUCGACACGACGAGAACAUCUUGGAAUCAGAGCCCAUAGUCUACAGAAGGAUUGUUGUACCUCAGAAUGCUAACAAAGAAUUCUGCACGGACUCUGGGCUGGUCGUCCCAAGUGUGUCUUACGAGCUGCACAAAAAGCUGCUCUCGGUCGCUGAGAAGCACGGGCUGACUCUGGAGCGGAGGCUGGAGAUGACGGGAGUGUGUGCGAGUCAGAUGGCCCUGAGCCUCCUUGGGGGACCCAACAGGUAA
Mesitornis unicolor (brown roatelo) is the source of this 1008-nucleotide messenger RNA. RefSeq names its product enhancer of mRNA-decapping protein 3. Bases 37 to 1008 code for a protein of 323 amino acids. The transcript is spliced from 4 exons. NCBI's taxonomy places the organism in Eukaryota, Metazoa, Chordata, Aves, Mesitornithiformes, Mesitornithidae. The record is from RefSeq and is a predicted model, not a curated record. Gene Ontology annotation, biological process: deadenylation-independent decapping of nuclear-transcribed mRNA; P-body assembly. Gene Ontology annotation, molecular function: mRNA binding. Gene Ontology annotation, cellular component: P-body.